Exophiala aquamarina CBS 119918 is the source of this 687-nucleotide messenger RNA. RefSeq lists its product as uncharacterized. The transcript has a single exon. Bases 1 to 687 code for a protein of 228 amino acids. The record is from RefSeq and is a predicted model, not a curated record. NCBI's taxonomy places the organism in Eukaryota, Fungi, Ascomycota, Eurotiomycetes, Chaetothyriales, Herpotrichiellaceae.
AUGGCAGGGGUUCAGGUCCGAGCAACUCGACUUGCACACGUCGUCUACCAGCAUGUGGACAUUGACAAAGCUCUUGCAUUUCUUAUCGAUUUUGGGUUUGUGGAGGUGGAACGCAAGGGUGCCCGAAUCUACCUUGGCGGCUACGGGGAACAGCCGUUUCUCUAUGUGCUAGAAAGAUCUCCCGACGGGGAGAAACAUUUUGGUGGCGGGUACUGGGUUGUGGAUAGCAUGGAAGAAUUGAAAAAAGCAGCUUCAUACACGGGCGCGAUGCCUAUCGAAGAUAGCGAUGCUCCUGGUGGCGGUAAAGUUGUGGUGAUAAAGGACCCUAACGGCUUCGACUGCGGCUUCGUCUACGGCCAGAAGCUCCAGGAGAGAUGUGGGCCGGCCACUACCCUUCAGGUUAACGAAUCGGCACUGAACACGGUGGAUGAGAAGCCAAGGAAAGGCUCUUUUCGACGAUUCAAGAAAGCGCCGAGUCCCAUUCAUAAACUUGGUCAUUAUGGUUACGGUGUCCCUGCGAGCAAGUUUGAGAGCACAUACUCCUGGUAUAUGAGUGUCCUGAACCUGAAGCUCAGUGAUACGAUCUUUGACAAGGUCACUGGCAAGGACGAGAGCUGCUUCUUUCACAUAGACCUAGGUCCCGAGUACACUGAUCACCACGUAGAUGUGACAAAUCGUGAUGAAUAA